This is a messenger RNA of Debaryomyces hansenii CBS767, 1821 nucleotides long. RefSeq lists its product as uncharacterized. Bases 1 to 1821 code for a protein of 606 amino acids. The record is from RefSeq and is a predicted model, not a curated record. Lineage: Eukaryota; Fungi; Ascomycota; Pichiomycetes; Serinales; Debaryomycetaceae. The transcript has a single exon. Gene Ontology annotation, biological process: carbohydrate metabolic process.
AUGGCAAUCUACAUUUCUGAUAAACGCAUCAGACCUGGUCGAUUGGUACUACUUAUACUAGGCGUAUUAUUUGGUUUAUAUAUUUUAAAAAAUCUUCCAUCCAAUACAGAUAGUCAUGUAAGUUCAGAAGUUACAGACAUCGGGGAUUUUGUUCAAUUUACCAAAGAUAAGAGCCAGUUAAAAGAGGAGUUGAAAUAUUCUGAAAAUAGUGUUGAUAUUAAGGAAAUUGGAGAGGUAACAGAAGAACUUUUGAAAAAAAUGGAUAAAAAAACUCACAAAUGUCCAGACUAUGUUGAAUAUUCACAGUUCAAACAUCCACCUUUUUCCAAUGGCAAGUAUCAAUACCCUUAUAUGAGGCCAGCACCAAAAUGUCGGACAUUCAGGUCAGAAGCGGUAGAACAAGUGAUUAAUGAUUUGAAAAAUAAGGUCGAAAGCAGGGAUCUUGCUCGCUUAAUAGAAAAUUGUUUGCCCAACACUUUGGAUACAACAAUAUUAUGGCAUAUAUCUUCGUUAGAGUCCAAGCAAGUGGACGAACCGCAUUCAUUUGUUGUUACUGGAGAUAUUCAUGCCGAAUGGUUGCGUGAUGCUGCUAGACAAUUAUCGGUAUAUCAACCAUUAAUAAAAUACGAUAAGCAACUAAAAGAGUUAGUAAGAGGUGCAAUCAAUACACAGGCAUUCUAUAUUAUUAAUUCUCCUUAUUGCAAUGCAUUUCACCCUCCCCCAGGAUCUGGUGUUAAAAGAGGUAAUACUGCAGUAGACCAAGUAUUUCCAAGACCUGAUUGGAGACAAGUAUUCGAGUGUAAAUAUGAAUUGGAUUCAUUAGCCUCAUUCUUGACUUUGACAAAUGAAUAUUAUGAAAACUCUGGAGGAGAUUUAUCUUUCCUCAAUGACCGUUGGUUGAAAGCUUAUGAAAGAAUACUUAUUGUAUUAAAAAGGGAAUCACAACCAUCAUUUGAUAAGGAAACAGGUCAGGCUCUAAGCUUCUAUUAUUCCUUCCAAAGACAAACCCAAAUUGGUUCUGAAACUCUUCCAUUGGGAGGUGUGGGUAAUCCAGUUAACUACGCUACAGGUUUGAUUAGGUCCGCAUUUCGUCCCUCCGAUGAUGCUUGUAUAUUGCAAUUCUUCAUCCCUGCAAAUUCCCAUAUGUUAACAGAAUUAAAGAAAGUUAGAAAGAAUUUCUUAGUAUCAGAUAAGAAACCAGACAGAGACUUGUUGCCAUUAAUUAGUCAUACAGAUGCUUUCAUAGAAAAAAUAUCUGAAGGUAUUGCCAAAUAUGGCAUUGUAGAGCACCCUGUGUGGGGCAAGGUUUAUGCAUAUGAAGUUGAUGGGUAUGGAGGAGCCAUUCACAUGGAUGAUGCAAAUAUUCCAUCAUUGCUAUCCUUACCAGACAUGGGUUUCAUUGAUGUUAAUGAUGAAGUUUAUCAGAAUACUAGAAAAAUGAUAUUAUCUAAAGUUGGUAAUCCAUAUUACUUAACGGGAACUCAAUUCGAAGGUAUUGGUGGCCCUCAUAUUGGUAUACACAAUGCAUGGCCAAUGUCUUUGUUAGUAAGUAUUAGAACAACGGAUGAUGAUACAGAAAUCUUGAACAACUUACAACUUAUCAUGGAAAAUACUGCUGAAUUAGGUUUGAUGCACGAAAGUGUUCAAGUUAAUUCAAAGAAGGGCAAAGAAUUUACAAGAUCCUGGUUUGCAUGGUGCAAUUCAGAGUUUGGAAAGACUAUUAUGUAUUUAGCAAAGCAUAAACCACAUCUAAUAUUUAAGAAAGAGUUUGCAAAUAAAGCAUAUGAUAUUAACAAUGCUUUGGCGUCCUUGGUUGAUUAA